AUGGGGCUGGCAGGAGAUCCCGAUGCGCAAAUUCGCCGGGAAGGUGAUUUUGAUAGAAAACGUGGCGAGUUACUGAGGUACAACGGUUCGGGAUUACACGGGGAUGAACGAGUUGUUGGAACGGAGAACGGUCAGAAUCAUGAGAUUUUGAAUCACUUGCGAUGCGUACGACCUGGUGGGGAUUUCGAACCGAAAGCCACAUUGUUCGGCAAGAUUGACGUGAACGGGGAAAAGGCUCAUCCGAUCUUCAAAUAUCUUCGGGAAGUUCUCCCCGUGCCUCACGAUGAACCGGUGAAAUUCAUGACGAACCCCCAGUACAUCGUCUGGAGUCCGGUGACGAGGAACGACAUCACGUGGAACUUCGAAAAAUUCCUCCUUGCUCCCGAUGGGAAACCGUUUCGCAGGUACAGCAGAUUUUUCCCGACCUCGGAUAUCGCAGGGGAUAUCGAGACACUCAUCGGUUCAGGUAUGAAGGAUGUGAAGAAAUGAGGCUUCGGAGAGGACGAGGCAUGAGGAAACCAUGACGGGAUUCUUCCCAAUGUUCCCGAGAACAAGGAGUAUCCCCGAUGUAGACGAUCAUCUGCCUCCAUCUUCCCGCGACCUCCUCUUCUCAUUCCUGCGUGAAUGUGCAUACAUAUUGAUACGAUUCUGUAUAAAAUAAUGAAUCAAUGAAUGUUUGUCAUGUUUGAGCUGAUAUACUUCCAUUAGGGAAGCAUUUUUGUCUCGUAUCCGUGCUUACUUUAGUAGAGAAAGUACGUGGUAGUGACAGGUGAGUGCAUAUUUAUUAAUUCUUCACAUCCUCACCGACCUCUUUUUUUCCGUAUGUGAAUUGAAGUUAACAUUCUCUCAAGUCUUGCAUUCUGUUCUGUCCUUUCUCGUUUCUUCCUUCUCGGCUGCAGAAGUCAAUAAAACAUCAUUGGUAUGAAAGCAUCGA
Darwinula stevensoni is the source of this 934-nucleotide messenger RNA. NCBI's taxonomy places the organism in Eukaryota, Metazoa, Arthropoda, Ostracoda, Podocopida, Darwinulidae. The record is from the annotation of a GenBank genome assembly.